AUGUCCAGCCUCGCUUUAUCUCUUGUGGAAGGAUUCAAGGGCCGCCGGUCCAUCUAUCCCCUCACAAACGAGUCAACAGUUUCAAACGACCGCAUCGAGGAGCUUAUCUCGGAAGCAACCCUCCAUUCUCCAAGUCCCUUCAACACCCAAGCUUCACGUGUGGUAGUCCUUUUGAGAAACGAACAUGAAAAGCUGUGGGAUCUGGCAGGAGAGAUUGUCAGUGCGACAGUUCCGGCAGAGCAGUUCGAGAAGCUAUAUAAGCCCCGUAUUGCAGGAUUUCGGGCAGCUUACGGAACAGCCCUUUUCUACACAGACUUUGCUCCUUUUAAUGUGCUUGGGGAGAAAUGGCCUAUGCUCAAAGAGAAGUUCCCUGAAUGGGCUGAUCAUGCAUCUGGAAUGCAUCAACUCACAGUCUGGACCCUUUUGGAGGCUGAGGGGCUUGGGGCCAACUUGCAGCACUAUAACCCGAUGAUAGAUGUAGAGGUCUCAAAGCAAUGGAAUGUUCCCAAGGAAUGGAAGUUGAAGGCUCAAUUGGUCUUUGGGAAGCCGAGUGGUCCUGCUCGAGAGAAGACUUUCGAGCCCAUUCACGAGAGAGUGUUUGUCUAUGGAAAAUAA
Molecule: messenger RNA, 615 nt
Organism: Penicillium taxi
Lineage: Eukaryota; Fungi; Ascomycota; Eurotiomycetes; Eurotiales; Aspergillaceae
Exons: 4
Coding region: 1-615 (204 amino acids)
Biological process (GO): cellular response to oxidative stress
Source: RefSeq, a predicted model, not a curated record